CUGGCCCAUGGAGCAGGCUGUGCCAACCUCGAAGAUCCUUGUCAGUCUGGACUAUCGUGUGUUCUAAACUACAACAACUUUGCACCAAAAUGUCUGUGUGAUCCUAUUGGUAGUUCGUACUGGAAUGGACUUUCCUGUCAAAGUGUUGACUGGUUUACUGCGUCGGAAAGGGUGAGCACAAGAGGACCCAACCUGAUAAACUUCAUCUGGACUGUAACCCCCGAAGGAUUUGUAAAUAACUACCAGGUGGUCACCCAGUCCAGUCUACAGUCUUGUUUACAAGUACAGGACAGCAAAAGUGAGCCAGGGAGCUCCAUUGGUGUUUCAUUUACAGGGCUCAGAGCUGGGGUGAAAUAUUUGUCCACUCUGACCCUGGUACUGACCGCGACAACUGACUACCC
This is a messenger RNA of Aplysia californica (California sea hare), 401 nucleotides long. RefSeq lists its product as uncharacterized. Lineage: Eukaryota; Metazoa; Mollusca; Gastropoda; Aplysiida; Aplysiidae. Gene Ontology annotation, molecular function: protein binding. The record is from RefSeq and is a predicted model, not a curated record.